Vidua chalybeata is the source of this 2616-nucleotide messenger RNA. It is a transcript of the gene MAB21L3, whose product is annotated as mab-21 like 3. Lineage: Eukaryota; Metazoa; Chordata; Aves; Passeriformes; Viduidae. The coding region runs from base 36 to 1127 and encodes 363 amino acids. The record is from RefSeq and is a predicted model, not a curated record. The transcript has 6 exons.
UUCACACUUUAAAGAGCAGCGAAGACCAUCUUGCCAUGAAACCAUUCACAGAUGAAGAUGUAGAAAUCUACAUCCAGAGCAAGGUGGAACGGCGGCAUUACCUGGUUUCCAAAGCAGUGGAGGAGGUGCAGAAAAUCAUCCAGCAGCUGACCGCAGAAAUCAGCUACAAGGCUGUGCGAUUCCAGGCUAUCUCCAACUCUGGCAUUCACAAUGAGAACAUUAAGGUCUUAGCACCCAGCCAAUUCCUCAUCACAGUUCCUCUGCGUGGCCUGACCGGUUACAGGGAAUGCCAGGUACGGCACUGGCGCUAUUACACCGUGAAUGGAGCCAAGCUCCUCUCCUCCGUGCGGGACCCUGAGGAAUUGCAUCAGUGGCUGGAGGUGGAGCAGUUCUCAAAAAGCCUUCAGCAGUGGCAUGAAGAGGAUGUGAACAUCGAAGGUGAUCUGGUUCCAGCCAAAGUCCUUAUUGUCUUCCGGGAGCUGGUGGAGAAGUCGAUUGUAUCCUGUAAUCUCUCCAGUAAAGUGACAGUGCUGGAGAGCUUCAGCUCAGUGGUCCGGGUGGCUGUGGAGACAUCAGAAUCCCAGGUUGAGGUGGAGCUGGUACCUGCUGUGGAGAUUCCAACGUGCUGGCCCGAGAAAGCCCGGUGGCCUCGUUGCCUUAAGCGUUGGCCUUCUCAGGAAAAAGUGCAAUGCAUCAAGUCGCUGGGUUUCGACCUCCUAGCCCGCUCUAAUUACCACUGGCAGCUGUGCUUCUCCCGUGCUGAGCACAUCCUCAUGGAGGGACUUGAUGAAGAUGGUGGUUGUCGCAUGAAGUGCUUCAGGGUCAUGAGGCAGAUGAAGGAAGAUGUCUGGUGUGCUGGGAAUAAGCCUGUCAUCACAGCUUAUCACCUUCAGACAGUGCUAUUCUGGACGUGUGAAAAAUACCCACGCACCAAGGAUUGGCGCUGCUUCCCUGAAGCCUUUCUGAGGCUGGUACAGAAGUUGCACAAGUGUGUAAGCCAGCACUUCCUCAAGCAUUACUUUCUCAAGAACACCAAUCUGCUCAAAUAUGCCAACACCAGUGACCUGGACCUGGUGGCCAGCAAGCUGGCACUCUUCUUGGAGAACCCUGUUUUCUGCCUGGACUAAGGCAGGCACAGGUCUUGCCCCUAGCCCGAGUAGAUCCCCCAGCUCCUCUCCCCACCUGUGGUUGCUCCCCGUGUCCUUCCAGUAGAUGUUGCAGCUGGCUUUGUGAGACAGUUGGCACAUGCAGCGCUAAAGAGAAGUGUUGAGCUGGCAGCGGUGGGCGGUGAAAACUGAUGGGAGGUAUCACUUGAUGCCCAGCUGAUCUAAUUUGCUUUCAUGAGUGACAGCCUGCUUGGAAGCUACAGCCAGUGAAACCCAACUUUGUGUGUCAGUCAGAGCAGGCAACUGCCUUGUUCCGUGUCUCCAGUCUUGUGGCACCUAAGCUGAAAGCCAGCACAAAGGAGUCUCGCUCUGCUGCCUCUGUAACCUAGCACAUGUAUUGUUGCUACAGUCGCCUUUCUCACAAGGACAGCGGGUUUAAUUACCUGCUUACCUCACAGGCCAGCUCUGCAGAGGGGCAGAGGAACAUUCCUAUCCUCCAGUAGGAAUCCAGUAGGAAUUUAACCAUGCUGCUAGUGUUGAAGAGCUCAAUGGAAUCAAGAAGAGGAACAGUGGGUUUUGCCUCUUCAUUUUUCUCUCCUUCACUUAUAUUUUUCUUCCAAUUGCUUCAAAUAUGUCUUUUUCAUGUUUGCCUUUGCCAGUUGUGUUAGUGCCAUACAAUCAGGGGGCUUUGGCAGAGCAGAUUUCACUCCCAUUCCCAGCUCUAUCCAGCAGGCUGGACAAGGUGCAGGUCUUUCCCUAUUUGUUAACACCCACCUAUUUUUGGGUGCAGUGCAGAAGGACUCUUUUUUACAAAGGCUCUUAGCUCCAAGACCCCCAGUGCUUUUAAUUUUGUGGAUGUUUCAAAAGAAAAUGGAUUUUAGUAUUUCAAAAGAACAGAGCUUUAGAAUUAAUAUAAAGAAUGCUGGGUUUAAUGUUAUUAAAUUGCUGAAACUAAGCCAAUAUAGGGGGGAUUUUAGGUUUGGUUUGGUGGGGUUUUUUUGUCACAUCUGUGCAGAAAAGUAAACAAGUCCUUUGCCAAGGGGGCUGGCCGAGGUGGGAUUUGCAUCCCACACUGCAGGAAGCCGCACAAGGCACAUCCGCGGCGCGGCGUCUCCCCAUUGUGGCAAACUGCAGUACAGGCACGCAGCGCAGCCUCUGCUUCUGGAGCAGGCUGUCUUCUACAGUUUCUUGAGCAGAGUAGAUGUGGGUCAGGAAGGAUCCCAGCUGUGUGGUCCUGGUCUGGUCAUGGUCCUGUGUCUCCUGCAUCAGAUCUCACCAUGUAUAGACCUGAUCCCACCAUGUAAACGGGCACCCGCUUUGCUCAGAUCCUCGGAAUACCCUCCAAGUCGCCUUUCCAAAUGGCGUUUGUGUGGAAGUGUUCCAAACAGUUAACUUCUCUUGCUAAACCUUUGUUUUCCAGGCUCCCUAAAUGGAACACAAGUGUCAGUUUCAUGAUGAUGCCUCCUGUUCAAGUGUGGCUUUUCUGUUUCCUGUAAGCUGAGCUGUUUCA